Neoarius graeffei (lesser salmon catfish) is the source of this 5873-nucleotide messenger RNA. It is a transcript of the gene lamp1a, whose product is annotated as lysosomal associated membrane protein 1a. Lineage: Eukaryota; Metazoa; Chordata; Actinopteri; Siluriformes; Ariidae. Gene Ontology annotation, cellular component: membrane. Bases 364 to 1617 code for a protein of 417 amino acids. The record is from RefSeq and is a predicted model, not a curated record. The transcript is spliced from 9 exons.
UGAUCAGUCCAGCACGACUGUAAAAGAGUAAUCUGGACUGCUCUGUGUGUGUAUAAAACAUUAGGUCAGGAUAUAUACAUGCGUUUUUAUUUUAACGUGUUAGUUAAGAAACAGUGGUCACGUGACUGAUCUGUAUGACUCGCCUGACUCACAUGACUGGAACAUUCCCGGUGUUGAUAUAGAGGCGCGAGCGGCGGGUUGUUUUUCUCUUGUGUGAUAAACAAAAGCGAGCGCGGAAGCAACGAUAAACUACAGACUGCGGGUUUGUUUGUUUGUUUGUUUGUAAGCAGUGCGUGACUCCGGGAAGUGUUUACUGCUGGGAGAGCCUUCAUCUGUGCGCGCGCGUUCCUUCUCCACGAAAGCAUGACCCCCCGAGUGGCCCCGGGCCUCCUCGCCUUUUACUGCUGCUGUGUCUUGGGAUGGCUGACUGCAGCGCAUGCUGUAAUACUUGAAGUAAAGGAUGGAAAUUCAACCUGCAUCAAAGCUGACCUCUCUGCCAACUUCACCAUCACAUACCCCAUCGUUAAUGGGACGAAUAUAGUGGUUGUGCCGCUCCCUGGAUCAGCAGUACUGGGAAAUCGCAGCUCCUGUGGAAAAUCCGGAGUCUCUCCGAACGUGCAGGCUUCCUUCGGCGACGGUCACUCUCUGGACCUGGUGUUCUCCAGAAAUGACCAAAUGUAUCACGUGGCCAGCCUUAAUCUGACCUACAACCUGAGUGACAACGCCACCUUUCCUCAGUCCUCCAGCAAGAAGGUUAUGGUGUUGAGUACAAACAGCUCUCAGAUCUCAGCAGUGCUCAACACCACCUACAAAUGUCAGAGCUCCAGUUCAGUCAAUCUGGGAGGCCCUGGAGUGAACAUCACAUUCUUCAACAUCCACCUGGAGGCCUACAUGCCCAGCGCCAACCUGAGUACUAACGAGACGGUCUGUUCAGCUGAUCUACCUAUCCCCACGACUACACCCAUCACCCCAACCACCACUAUCGCUCCAACUACCCCCGUCACACCAUCUAACCCGGAGCCUGGCAAUUACAGCGUGAGCACCAACGGCACGGUCUGUCUUCGGGCCAGAAUGGGGCUGCAGCUGAAUGUCACUUAUGUCUCCAAAUCUCAGAAUAAAUCUGUUGCAGUGGUGGUGAACGUGCAGCCUAAUGUGACGUCGUCUUCUGGGUCGUGUGAAUCUACAACUGCUACUCUGCUGCUGACUGGAGAUCUCGCCAACCUCACGUUCAUGUUCACACUGAACACCACCACCAAAAAAUAUCAGCUCAGCGCCUUGAAUAUGUCAGCAGCUUGGCAAGAUAUGGCGGCCUCAGUCCACGUCGGCAACAGCAGUCUAGAGUACAUGCAGGGAACCCUGGGCCACUCCUACAUGUGCAGCGUUGAGGAGGUUCUCCCGGUGGUCAGCACUUUCACCCUCAACACGUUCGACCUGCAGGUGCAGCCCUUCGGCAUCCACAACAACCAGUUUGGACCAGCUGAUGUAUGUCCAAUGCAGAAGGACAACAUGCUGGUGCCCAUCAUUGUCGGAGCUUGUCUGGCUGGCCUCGUCCUCAUAGUCCUCAUCGCCUACUUGAUCGGCAGGAAGAGAAGUCACGCUGGCUACCAGACCAUCUAAACCAUUAUUGUCUGAUUAGGACUAUACUUUGCAUAUGUGAGAGCUUUGAGAAUAAUUUUUUUUUUCUCCCCCGCCCAGGUUGUUAAAUCUUUUAUAUUAUAUGGACACCAAGUGUUUUACUGGGAAAUACACCAUUCGUAUUUUUCAUACAAGCUACAUCCGGGGACAUGGAGAACCAAAACCGUGACCCAAAUCUCUCUAUGUCGCUCAUGAGGAAAUGAAUUAUGAUAAAUUUGGGUACUUUGUGAAUGAGUCUAUAUAAUAAAAAGAAAAUCACAUGUUUGCUUGAAGGUAUGAAGUUUAUCAUGUGUUGGAAAAACUCAUCUUUCAUACGAAAUACAUCAUGGAGCUGAGUGACGUUUCACUCCGAUGAUGUCACUCCUAGCGUUUUCCUGCUGACUAUACGUGCUCUGUCAAAAUGGUGAACUGGUUCAAAAUUAAAACUCUUCUGAUUUAACUCCUGGGUUUUUUUUUUUUUUGGUGGAAGUGUCCAUAUAAUAUAAAGAACGUUACAUGGUUGCAUGAAGAUAUGAAGUUUUUGUCGUGUUGAAAAUAUUUUCACUCACUCGUGAAAUAUACAUUCACCACUCAAAGAUAUCUUCAUACAACCAUGCAAUAUCCUCUAUAUCUUCAUUCGGUCCCCUACUCUUAGAUUACAUAAGAAAAAUGGGCAUCUAAAUAUUAUUGCUAACUGACCGACUCCUGUUGAAAUGUGGAUUUGCAGGAGUCACCAGUGACACCUGUACAGUAGGUGGCAGCCUAAAUCUAAAAUAUGGGCCAGUAAUUCCUCAUUAAACAGAGGGAAGUGUUGCCACUCUAGCACCAUGUCCCACCCCCACCCCCCACCUCUAAUCCAAUAAACCCUGACUCCUCCACUUGGGAUUAGUUAACGCUAAAGCUUGUACCUCCGAUUUCCCUCUUCUGACAAAGGAAACGCCCUCUCGACUUGGAAAGUUUAUGAAGGUCUCAAACACCGAGUUCAGCACAUGACACGCUGUCAAAAGUAAAUAAAAUGAUCAACACAGCUACAUUAGUUGGUUAAAUCUCUAACACUGGCCAUGCAGUUUUGAGAAAGUAAAUAGCUCAAACUCAUGGUCAUGUUAGCUGGCUAGCUUGUUGGUAAAAAAGGGAAAGAACAUGCACCGUCAUGGCUAACCCCCUUUUUUUUUUUUUUUUAAAAAAAAGCCUACUUUUAUGGCUUGAAUAUGUGUUGCACUUGAAAAAUGACAUUUCUUCUUGCUUCUGAAUUGAACGCAGAUUAAUGGUUCGUAAUUCAGAAGCAGGCUGCUGAUUGGACAGUUGAGAAGCCUGAUUACGGAAGCUGGAGGUGAAUAUUCUACCCAUCGCUGUUUGCGGUGACGUCAAGCUUUCUCAAGUAUCGAAGAAGUACUUUCAGCUGUAGCUGAGGAAACCAGUUUUACUAGAAUGAGUGGGUGGGGGAGAAUAACAUCGCGAGUAGCUGGAAGCUGAUAGUUACUAUUUAACUAGGUGGAAGAACCGGGAAGUGAUGGAUUGGGGUUUAUAGAACAUUACGCCGUUAACUUUACAGCAACAGCCACCUUUGCACUUGGCUCGCUAGCUUACAUGUUCUCAACAGUGAUGACGCAUUCAAAUCGAAUAGAUCAUGCUUUCAACAUGGGAAUGCAAACAAAAGGCAAAGUCAAGAGAAGAUUUGGGGAUGCCAAGCAUGGAAGCUAGCGAAUGACUUGGGCUUUAUGCAGAAGAUGUAUCGUUAGAAACGAGAUUGUUGGGAACAUCAACACGUGUCUCGGUGUUGUUGGUGAAUCAGUAAGAAAAGAUUCCAUACGAUUAAAGUUAGUUACAUGACAAGUGAAUAUUACGUAGUGAAUAACAGAAGAGUGGGCUGAUGGGUAAAUACACUUGGAACAAAAUACAACAGGGUUCAAAUCCAGCAGCUGACUGGGGCCUUUCUGUGUGGAGUUUGCAUGUUCUGUCCGUGCCUGCUCAGGUUUCAUCCUACAGUCUACUCAAAACUGCCCCCCAGGCGUGAAUGUGAGGUGUGUGAGCCCCGAGAUUGGCGUCCUGUCCAGGGUGAACCUCGCUUCUCGCCCAAUGUCAGCUGGGAUUGGCUCCAGCUCAUCCGUGACCUGCAGUGGAGAAGCAGCAUGGAAAAUGGACAGAUGAUGGAGGAGGAGGAUAAAUGUUGCACGUUAGAUGGAGGUCGAGCAAAAUUUGGCUUCCAUUUUUAAUUGGAUCCUUUUUUUAUGAUUUAAUCUUGUUUUAGUGAUCACGGCUGACUUCUUUGGAUCAACAUCUGCUCGCUUCUAAGAGGUCAUUAAGUAUGUGGAAGAACUACUCACAUGGAGCUUGUAAGGCUACAAGUGACCAUGUGAGUUAUAAAAUGGCUAAGAAGUUUCAAACAUCUCUACUCUGGAAUUAACCAGCCUUUGAUUUUUAUAGCACAGAUAUUCAAGAUGGAAGGGUGGGGAUGUGGACUAACCUGACCCACACGAGUGUGUCUGGGUGCGUAUGACCUAAAAGAGAGACGGACUGAGCCUGAUACCAAGCUUGAAGGAUAACGGCAUCGAAUGACGAACCGCUUACACGCUCAGGUUAAAUAAUUGAUGCGCUUGUCUCGUAUUUCCUCUCGGUUGAGUUGAGGCUUGGAUCGUAUUCUUGCUGUCUUUGUCGCAAUUUCUCACGGAGGAAUUUAGCUAGGAAACGUUCUCAGGGUGGUGUAAUUACGCUCAAGUCGACACGAAUCUCUCUUGACGUGUUUAGAAAAGGACAUACUGCCAGCAAUUUGAUUCAGUCAUUGGUCUGCUUUGGUGAAUAUUAAAACGCACUUCGUCCGAUUCACCAUCCAGAACCCGUUUCACAUCCUUAGGUGUGAUGCACCAAAGACGUCUUGCUCAGCGUUGACGUGUGGUUAGGCCUUCAGUGGAUUGGGUUCGUGUAAGAGUGGUGUGUGUGUGUGUGUGUGUGUGUGGGUGGGUUUUUUUUUUUGUCUAAAUAUUCUUUCCACUUUUUUUUUUUUUUUUUUUUUAAAUGGUGGCCAUUUUUAACUUUUCUGGCUAUUCCAUUGAUUUAAAAGGGAAAACUGAUCAUCUGUACACACGCUAUUUUACUUCCUCACCCAGUCAGUGCGUUUACAUGCACAUCCAAAUCGAGCUACUGUCGGUAAUCGAGCUAAGGGUCCCAGCAGGGGUGCCAGAGAAAUCCAAUCCUACAUGCACACAAGAAAAUCGAGCUAUUGUGUGAGGUACAUUGUGCACCCGAGCCACAGGUGGCGCUACACGCCCCAUCGUGUUGGUACACUUCCGGUUGUCGUCAUGAAGAGCUAUUCAAGAGUAUAAACAAAGUUAUCAGUUCUGUGUUUACAAGAAGAACGAUGCUGAAUGAGCAUGAACUCUAUCUCCUCAUUGCUCCAGAAGUGCACGUUUCUACUACUGUUGUCAUGCCGACCGAGGCUGUUGUGUUUCUCGCUUGUGGUCUCGUCACUUCAGGAAGGGGCAGUGCUGAAGUAAGUAGCUCGACUACGUAGAUCGAUAGGGUUUACGUGCACUAAGUAGCUCGGCUACAAUCGCAUAAUCCAGGUCGUGUAGCUCGAUUACGAGAAAUCCAGUUCGUUUCGAUUUCAGCCGAGCGAAGGUGUAUCCAUGGCAUUUAGAACUUCGAUUUCAGUCGAGCAACGGCAGAAAUUUGAUUUUCUCUAUGUGCAUGUAAACGCACUGAGUGAUACUAAUCAACAGCAUGACCUUUUGACUCCAUACGCUGAUUAGUCACUUUCGAUAAUGGCCUAAACUUUAGGUUUUCUCAAACAAAGCUGACCAAUAAUUAAGCCUCAAAUGCAGUUUAAUUUUUCAUGUUGCAUUAUAUGAAAACUACAGCUCCUGUAGCAGAACCUAACUGGAGAUACUUUUCAGGGGGAGGAGUUACAUAACGUGGGGCGUAGCAGCUGUCGGUGUACAGAACAUUUUGAGGACUCUGAAAUUAUCUUCAGGGAUAUUAUCAACAUCUCGAGCACAUAAUGAAACCUUUCUCAUGAAAUACUGACCAGGACAAAAGUCAAAGAAAAGUAUCUAAUUUCAGUGUGUGUGUGUGCGCUUUGCCAUUCAGAUUUUUUUUUUUUUGUUCCCUUCAUUGUAUUCUGUACAGCUGAUUGUGUUUGCUUUGUCUGAUCUCUUUUGGUUGAAGGUUUGCUCAUAUAUAACAGCAGUGAUCUGAUCUUUUAUUUUUGUAGAGGACGUUUUUAAUGCGUGGUGGUCAGGCCAAUAAAUGAAGUGAACACUUUA